Coregonus clupeaformis (lake whitefish) is the source of this 4036-nucleotide messenger RNA. Its product is annotated as angiogenic factor with G patch and FHA domains 1. The record is from RefSeq and is a predicted model, not a curated record. Gene Ontology annotation, molecular function: protein binding; nucleic acid binding. Bases 85 to 2463 code for a protein of 792 amino acids. The transcript has 15 exons. Gene Ontology annotation, biological process: vasculogenesis. NCBI's taxonomy places the organism in Eukaryota, Metazoa, Chordata, Actinopteri, Salmoniformes, Salmonidae.
UAGAGGCCAUGGUCGAAGUGGAUUGUAAACACAUCAACUGUACCAAUUGUAACUUUCUUUAUUAUCAACAAAACAUGUGGUCGGAUGUGUCAGCAAUGCAGGGUGGUUACAAGAUGUUUAUGUUCAACUUUCAGGUUGAUAUUCUCGGCGGAGAGAAACGAGGGCGAGCGUCCAACAAGCGAGGAAUACAAAAGAAUCGCCGGGAGUAUGGCGACAAAUGGAGAGGAGGCGAGUGGAGGAGAGGAUGGGUCGGAGUCCGAGGUGGCUGAGCUUCGCCAGAAAGUAGAGUCGCUACAGCAAGAACUGAAAACCUGCAAAAAAGAACUGACCAAAUUACAGAAACAACUGACCAAGUCUGAGAAGCUUCAGAAGAGCACAGAAGGCUACAAUGAAGACUUGAGGAAACAGGUCGACAAGCUGAGUGCAGAGAUUCAUGAACGAAAGGCGAAGGCGAAAGAGAAAGUGAGAGCUGAAGCUGAGACACAGACAGAAGAAUAUACUUGGUCAGAAACUGAUUAUUACAACUACUACUAUGGAGGAGGCUACUACCACGGUGAUGGUGUGGCUACAGACACCCAGGGGAUUGUGAUAGCAGAGGGGCAGGAAGCCACUGAUGCCUCAGAGAUGACACCUGCAGAAUCAACCACUAACACAGCUACGGACACGAUUACAGACACAAUGACAGACACCGCCGCAGCGACUGUUACAGAGGUGUCUGUAGAGGGUGGUAUUGCUGCCUCUCAACCAGAGCAAGAGGUGGAUGCAGGCUCUAUAGCUGACAUGCUGAGAGCCACUGCUGAACAGGCCAUGACACAGACUGGCUUUGUGUUUGAUGAGACCACCGGGAUGUACUACGACCACAGCACUGGCUUCUACUACGACUCGGCCAGUCAGUUGUACUAUGAUAACAACACAGGGAUGUACUACUACUAUGAUGCAGAGAGUGGGAAGUACCAGUUCCACUCCAGGAUAGAGGUCCCUACUGUACAGCCUGCCUCAGAGACCAACCAGGAGAAAAAGAGCCUGGACCAGAAAGGCAGGAAGUGGAAGAAAGUACCAGAGAAAGCCUCUCGUCAGAAUGAUAAGGGCCUUGUAAAGGAGCUGGAGCUUGAGGAGUGGAUGGAGCGGCGAAUCCCCAAGAGGGGCGUGGCCUCGCGCAGGCAGAGGGGGCGCUCUGUCACUCCAGACGCUCCUCCACAGAAGAAAAGCUCUUCAAAAACUCGCCGGGCGAAGAGCGCCGAACGCUCGCCAAAGAGGAAGAAGAGGAAAGACUGGUCGCGCUCUGAUGAUGCGAGCAGCUCGAGGAGGAAGAAGGCUAAGUCAGACAAACGCAGCAGCAAGAAGAAGGCAGCUGCGUCGUGGAGGGAUGGCUUGCGUGGGCACAGCGAGCCUGAAGAGGGGGAGAUCACAGAGUCAGAGGGAGAAUGGAAGUCUACCUCUUCCUCCUCUUCCCCCCCUCCCACCAAAGACAGCUCAGAGUCAGAGAUGGAGUGUCAGGAAGUAGCUGAGGAGGUGUGGCCUCCCUGUGUGAGGGUGACAGUGGUCAGAUCUCCUGUGUUACAGACAGGAACACUCUUCAUCAUCACGGCUGACUCUCCAGCCACCAUUGGCAGGGAAAAGGAAAUGAACCAUGCCAUCAGAAUAUCUGAAAUGGGAGUCAGUAAGUUUCAUGCAGAAGUGUACUUUGACCAGGACCAACAGUGCUACAUGCUAGUGGACCAGGGGAGCCAGAACGGAACUGUCCUCAAUGGCAACCGAAUCCUACAGCCCAAAGCUAAGUGUGACCCUUGCCCUCUGACCCAUGGGGAUGAGGUGAAGAUGGGAGAGACGGUUCUGUCCUUCCACAUCCACUCUGGGACAGACACCUGUGACGGCUGUGAACCUGGACAGGUCAUGGCUCACCUCGGCAAACACCAGAGAAACCAGCCGGUACAGACAGGUCCAGCUCCAACCAAAGAGGACAAGGAGCUGCUCAGACAGAAAGAACUGAAACAGAUGAAGGUCAAAUAUGGCCUGAAGAGCGCUGAGUAUGAGGAGACCAAAGCCCUGAAGAACCCCAGGUAUGUUGACAGGGCCGAGUCUCGUCGUCAGACCGUGGGCAGCGAGGGAGCCUUCCAACGUGACGACGCACCCGCCUCCGUUCACGUUGAGAUCAGUGAAGUCAACAAGGGAAGGAAGAUGCUGGAGAAGAUGGGUUGGAAGAAAGGAGAAGGCCUGGGCAAAGAUGGAGCCGGAAUGAAAGACCCGAUCCAGCUGAAGAUCCGGAAGUCUCAGUCAGGUCUUGGGGCGGGAGUUGCUGUGUCGGUGGACGAGGCUGGGUCUCUGAGCAGGACCAAGACCCAGAGGAACUGGGAGAAGGCCAGGGAGAGGUUUAAUGACACCUGCCAGCCAGACACACCCACAGUCAAGAAGGAGCAGGGCCCAGUGCCCAAACCUUGGGUUAAAGGAGAAGUGACUGAGUGACAUCCUAGGCCAAUGUUUCUCAACAGUUCUAGUCUGUAUCUCAGAAAGGCCGGUCGCCCAAUCCACCAUGGAGAAGUGAGUAGUUGACUGGUCACAGACACACAGAGUGGCCUAGUUCCAAUAUAUUUACUGACUGAAUCCACUUCUUGGAAUGAGGAUGGAGUGGAAUGAGAAUGGUGCUGGUACUCACUUAGAUGUUAUUCCAACUUGCACUAAAGUAGGAUAUCUCCAUCUUUCCAGUUAUUUUAUAACUGUGCAGUCCUUUUUAGAACUGUGCAGUGUCAACCCUAAAGGUGUGUGGUUAGGAGGAAGCAGAAUUGGAUUCAUCGAAAUUCUGCACUGUAUUUUAUUUUAAAUUGUAAAAAGAAUUAAGAUGCAUAAAGCAACUGUUUGUUUGUGGGAUGCCAGCGGAAUCUAUCAGCUAUACAAUCAUGCCUAAGAAAUGUUGCUUUGAUUUGGUCUUCAGUACAAGAGAUGUCAUUGUUGUAGGCCGGUAUUUCAUUUCAAUAAAAACGUUAGUUACCUGUACAUGCACUUUUCCAUGGCCAUAACAAGCACCCACGUGAGAAACGCCGGCACUAGGACUGCACGGAUGGACUCCUGUUGCCCGGCUGAAGCGGAGCCGAAAAAGUUCCUCUGAAGUUAUAACCGUUUUUAAAAGAUCGCCAAUUUCUCGGGUCCUCCGCCAUCCAUCCCUCAACUCGAUGGACAGAACGACCGAGAACCGCGGAUGCAGCUUCUCGCGUUUGUAGACAGGAAUUAUUCAUCCCAACGUUUUACCACUCGUAAAGGACCUAACCCUGGUUCAAGACAUGAGUCGGACUUCGACAGAAGAAAGUGAAUUGUUCAAUGGACCGCAAAAGGUAAGGCAACUGUAAACCGUUAAUACUGAUGAAGAGAAAACAUGGUCUCUCUCUUGCACUCGAGUUGUAAUCCAGAAAACGUUCAUGGAAAAUGCAUUUAUGGAUAGAGGUGCAGGCCAACUUGAUUAGGUUAUUUUUAUUCUCUCAUUUAACUUAAACCCAUCAAGUAGGCUAUGGAAUUUUAUAGAGGUCUACCAUGAAUGGCCCUUGAUAAGCAACUUUGCUGAAUUUUAAUGUGUUCUAUUUUUAUUAUGUAAGGUUAUAUAUGUUACUAUAGGUAGCAGGUAGCCUAGAGCGUUGGGCCAGUAACCGUAAGGUUGCUUUUUUGUAUCCCCGAGCUGACUAGGUGAAAAUCUGUCUAUGUGAGCAUGGCAGUUUACCAUGAUUGCUCCUGUAAAUCGCUCUGGAUAAGAACAUCUGCUAAAUGACUAAACUGUAUGUGCUGAACCAUAAAUAUUGGUGCAGAGAGGUAAUCUUGCCGGCAGGGGGCAGCAUUCUGAGUAAGUAAGGUGAACCUACUGAAAUGUGAAUGAGUCAAGCAAUAGAAACUGUAUGUUCCUUCCAGGUUAUAUGGUUGUAUUAAAAAUAAGGACACAUUUGAAGGUCUUAAUGUGUGGAUGUAACCCCACUGUUACACUUUAUAACCUGGAUAUAAUCAGAUCAUAGGACACUAUUUGGUUCAAAUCAGAUUAAAGGAAUCAUGCAGUGUC